Messenger RNA from Helobdella robusta, 2860 nucleotides. RefSeq lists its product as hypothetical. The record is from RefSeq and is a predicted model, not a curated record. Lineage: Eukaryota; Metazoa; Annelida; Clitellata; Rhynchobdellida; Glossiphoniidae. The coding region runs from base 131 to 2833 and encodes 900 amino acids. Gene Ontology annotation, cellular component: intracellular membrane-bounded organelle. The transcript has 20 exons. Gene Ontology annotation, molecular function: carbon-carbon lyase activity; pyridoxal phosphate binding. Gene Ontology annotation, biological process: carboxylic acid metabolic process.
AAAACAUUUAUUAAAUAUACAAACAAAUAUUUUUAAUAGUGUCAAAUUAUUUAUUGUUGAUGAAAAUAAAUUAAAAAAGUUAACUUAAUGUUACUCAGCCCUGUUGUUUUGCCUGCGUGUGUACCUAAACAUGGCCGACAUUGAUCAAGAGAAGUUGCUCCCUCGCAACGUCGUCGCCGAUGAAAUGUCGUCUGUUCAGCUCGAUUCAGAUUUAAAAAAUGUCGCCAAAGAUGACCGCCUGGCUCAUCGCUCUGCUGAAAAUUCCGAAAUAGGCGAGGAUGAAAAUAACAAAUGUAAUGAUAAACUUGAUUAUGAGGAUGGGGAUUUUAAAAAUGAAAAAAGUGCUUUCCCUUUCCACAAAUACUUGACGAAUCCGUUGAUGCUGUUGUUGGAUGAUGUCUGCAUAAAAUCAAAUAACAUUCUUGAUUCCAUUUUCAAUGAACUAACCACUGAUGAUGAUGAUGAUGGAAGACAACAGUCAUAUUCAAAUAUUCCAUUGAUUUUACAGGGAUGUGGCAGUGGCCUCAAAGAGACAACUGAACACAUUGAGAAUCUAAUCCAGUUUGAAAACUACGACCCUGAUCAUAAUGAAAUUUCCAAAUUGAUACCGGCAAACUUGCAUGAAAUAGACAACCUGGCAGGCCUGAGCAUAGUGAGUCACAGUCUGGGGGCCUAUGUGUCGGUACUGGAGGCCGCCCACUUGAAAUAUCUUGCCACAAAGAUAGUCACUGAUAUUUCACUCUGGAUCUCAAGGAUGUUUAGGUAUCCUGAUUCGGCAGCACACUUUCACGAGGAUGAGAAGGAAGGAAUUCUGAAAAUCUGUCAGCUGGCUAUGCACAAAAAGUUUCCAAAAUAUUCAACUGAUGGCUUUGUGGCCCUCUACAACAAGCCACCGGUCAUCUACAUCAGCUCAUCUGCCAAGCAUAACAUGGCCCAACAUAUAUGCCAUCAGCUCGGUCUGCCUCUAUCCAGCAUCUGCACAGUGCCUUGUACCCUUGGAAAGAUGGACAUUCCUGCCCUCAAGAAGCUGGUUGACGACGACGUUACUCGUAUGAAGACACCUGUCAUUGUCAUUGCCUUUGUCGGUACUCCGUUAUUGGGUCGGUGCGACGACCUGAAUGAACUUCGUGAAAUAUGUCGGCAGUAUGAUUUGUGGCUACACCUUGAAGGUUGUGGUUUAUCACUGUUGACCCUGCCCACUGUACCUGGCCACCUACAGUCAGCCUCCAUAUGCAACAGCAUGACCCUUAACAUGGCUGCCUGGCUGGCCCUACCUGCCCUACCAUUUGUGACUCUCUUCAGGUCACCAGACAUUGUCCUUUCGAGAUUAGUUGCUCUGAGUACAUUCAACGUGAGGUUUAAAUUGAACUGCACACCUCUUUGGCUCUCCAUACUCAACUUAGGAUACUAUAAAACAUUGGCCCGAUUUCAAUUUCACUACAAAGUGGCUACAAUGAUAUACAACAGAUUGAAAUCAAUCGAAAUUGAUAAUGAGCUUGCUGUGUUUGAUUUGGAGAGCCCAUCUGUUGUGUUCAAGUACCAGAUAAAAAGAGGGAAUCAGGAAUCUCUCGAAUCAAACCUCAGCAAAGGAGCUGAUAGUGACGCACAAUCACCAUCACCGAAACUCGAUUCAUCUGAAGCAUCGCCUUCACCAUUAUCAUCAUCUUCAUCGUCAUCUUCAUCAUCAUCGCCAUUCGGACCGAAGGAUUCCUACUGUGAUACUCUCAACAUCUGGCUGGCGGAUAUGUUGAAGCACGCUGCUCCAGACAUUCACAUCUCUGUAGUUGACGUCGACGAUGUCGGCAUGUGCAUGCGGUAUGCUCCACUGGAAAGUAGCUAUGGUGAUUGGACGUUGUUGAAUGUAACUCAGGAGGAUGUGGAUAAUUUCCUUGACUGCCUCGAGCAGAACAUUAAUGUCAUCGAUGCCACAGUGGCCAUGAAGAAAGAAUUCAAUGACAUCAUCCAGGAGCAAGACAACAUACGAUUGGUCGAACUGCAGACAUGGGCGGGACUUGGAGCUGUCCAAUAUGUUCCAGACAAUUUGGUCAAAUUUGCGGACGAGUUGUCCGAGGAGGCCAAAAAUGAGGUCAACUCACUUAAUCAGCAAAUUGUUCAGCAACUCAAAUCAUCCGAUUCUGCAUUCUCAUUAGGAUUAACAGAGAACGAAGUGUAUUGCAUCCGAUUCGGCCUGGUCACCAGGGACACAGAUCUCGAGGAACUCAUCGGCGUCGUCAUUGAGACUGGCAAGAAGGUCGAAGAAUCAUCCAAGUACCUCGAAACGAUGGCCGAUGUGGUGAAGAAGGGUAUCGAGAAAGCUGCAGAGGACCUCGAGAAAGAGAACAGAGAAAAGUUGUUGCAGGAGGGCCUCUUGAGACAAGUACCCCUUGUUAGUUCCCUAAUAAAUUGGUGGUCGCCAGCACCCAAGGACGUUAUCAAGGGCAGAACUUUUGAUCUCACAUCUGGGAAAAUUGUCAGCACCGAGGAGAUAUACAAGUCAGGGAUUCAAAUAUUAGAGCACCCCGUCCCUAAUUCCAACCAGCCAAUCAGAGAUCAUCCCUCCAAAUUCAGCCUGAAGCGUAAACCAAAGCCUGUCCAUCAUACUACUGAGGCCGCCGUAUCACAAAAUGUCAACAACAACAAUAAUAAUAAUAACAACAUAAACAACAACAACAACAACAACAUGGACAAUAAUAUUAAUAAUAAUAAUAGUAUUGUUGACAAAAAUAUUGUUAAAACCAGUCUUGAUGGCAACAACAAUAUAGAGGUGAAUAAUUUGAAUGGCCCAUCCACUGGGGGUAUUCCUAACUCCAAAGAAGCAUUAAAUAGUAAUUAGGAGCUAUUUAUUUGGAUAUAAUAAUUC